AAAGAGUUCAAAAAACUUAGACAUAAAGCAAUGUUUUAGAAAUCGCUAGGCGAUAACUAGGUAUUCUAUAGAGGACUAGUGUCUAGGCAGAUUAUUCGGAGCUUAGACGGGAACUAGACAUUAAUGAAUUAUUGAUUUAUUUUAUAUACAUUUUACAUUUAUAUAAGAUAUUUUAAAUUUUUGGUUCAAUAAUAAAUUAUUCUGAUAAAAUAUCAAAAUUAGAUAUACAAUAUAAAAGAAAUUAAACAGAUUUGUAAAUUUUUACUAAGAUUCUUAACUAAGUUAACAUAUUUAUACUAAUUUAAAUCGAGUUAAACUGUUUUAGAAUAAUUUAAACCAAUUUAAAAUGGUUUAAACUGAUUUGAAUCAUAUAAAUCAUAUUUUAAAAAAAUCGUUUCGGUUAGAGAGGAUUCGUCACCUAGACCGCUUUUUAAAACCAUGGCAUAAUGUAAUCCAAAUAUUUAUCACAUUCAAUUUCAAUUAUGAAAUUGUUAUUACAAGGUCCUAUUUGUAAUAAAACAAAUAGUGCAAAUUAAAACAAAAUUAAAGAAAUAAGAGCGCAAAUUGUCUGUAAAAAACAAAAGAAACAGUCUUAAAAAGACAGUCAAGUAUCCACUAAAGUAGGGUUUAAAGAACAUAAUUUAAAAAAAAAACAAAACCACUUCCCCUAUUCGUAAGCCAAGUUAAAUCUCAAACACCUCAUAUCACAAUCCAUACCUAAUAAUAGAUCACUAAAAAUCUUGUAUAUAAGAAGCUCACAACCUCAAGUUUUAGAUCAAACGCUUCAAGUUUUUGUUUGAAUAACAAAGCGAAAGGCAAUAAGUAAUAACUAACGACUAACUAAUAAGUCAAGAAUAACGUAAUAAUGGCUGGAGGAGCAUUUGUAUCAGAGGGUAGUGGAGGAGGAAGCUAUGAAGGUGGAGUCACUGGUUUUGUCAUCAUGACAUGUAUCGUGGCCGCUAUGGGAGGUCUCCUCUUCGGUUACGACCUUGGAAUCUCAGGAGGAGUAACAUCAAUGGAGGAGUUUCUAAGCAAGUUUUUCCCGGAGGUUGACAGGCAAAUGCACAAUGCUAGACGCGAGACGGCUUACUGCAAAUUUGACAACCAGUUACUCCAGUUGUUCACUUCCUCACUCUACCUCGCGGCUCUCGUCUCUUCCUUUGCAGCUUCAGCUGUCACAAGGAAGUACGGACGCAAAAUCUCCAUGUUUGUUGGUGGUGUUGCUUUCCUCAUAGGUUCUCUAUUCAAUGCAUUUGCAACGAAUGUUGCAAUGCUCAUCAUCGGUAGAUUGUUGCUUGGAGUUGGUGUUGGGUUCGCUAAUCAGUCUACACCGGUUUACCUCUCAGAGAUGGCUCCUGCCAAGAUCAGAGGAGCGCUCAACAUCGGUUUUCAAAUGGCAAUUACUAUCGGAAUCUUGAUAGCAAACCUAAUCAACUACGGAACAUCUCAAAUGGCUAGGAACGGAUGGAGAGUGUCUCUAGGUCUAGCUGCUGUUCCAGCAGUUGUAAUGGUCAUUGGAUCUUUUGUCUUGCCAGACACACCAAACUCAAUGCUCGAGAGAGGCAAGUACGAACAAGCGAGAGAGAUGUUGCAGAAGAUUCGUGGAGCUGAUAACGUAGACGAGGAGUUUCAAGAUCUUUGUGAUGCUUGUGAGUCUGCUAAAAAAGUGGAGCAUCCGUGGAAGAACAUCUUCCAAGAAGCUAAAUACAGACCAGCACUUGUGUUCUGUUCUAUGAUUCCUUUCUUCCAGCAGUUCACUGGUAUCAAUGUGAUCAUGUUCUACGCUCCUGUUCUGUUCAAAACUCUUGGUUUCGCAGAUGAUGCCUCGCUCAUCUCCGCGGUUAUUACCGGUGUGGUCAAUGUUGUCUCUACUCUUGUCUCCAUCUAUGCGGUUGACAGGUAUGGAAGAAGGCUCCUCUUCCUUGAAGGUGGCAUUCAAAUGAUCAUUUGCCAGAUCAUUGUCGGAAGCUUGAUCGGUGCGAAGUUUGGAACCACAGGAUCAGGGACCUUGACACCUGCAACAGCAGAUUGGGUUCUAGCUUUCAUAUGCAUUUACGUUGCAGGGUUUGCAUGGUCAUGGGGUCCAUUAGGAUGGUUAGUGCCAAGUGAGAUCUGUCCAUUGGAAGUAAGACCAGCGGGACAAGCCAUCAAUGUGUCUGUCAACAUGUUCUUCACUUUCCUCAUUGGACAGUUCUUCCUGACGAUGCUUUGCCACAUGAAGUUUGGUCUCUUCUACUUCUUUGGAGGAAUGGUUCUGAUCAUGACCAUCUUUAUCUACUUCUUGUUUCCGGAGACAAAGGGGGUUCCUAUUGAAGAGAUGGGAAGGGUGUGGAAGGCGCAUCCGUUCUGGAAACGUUACGUCCCAGAUGAUGCUGUUAUUGGAGGAAGUGGAGAGACCUAUGUCAAGGAGGUUUAAGAAGCAAAGUCUAGGCGUUGGUGUUUGCUUAGGUGUUGGUGCUUGGUUGCUUUUUUCAAGGGAAUAAGCCAACAAGAUUUGAGAAUCUGCAGGCGAGAAGAGGAGAAGAAGAACAAGAAGAAUGGAAACUGUAACAAAAAAAAAGAGUCUUUAAUGUUGAUUUCUUUUUUUUAAUUGAUUCAUUUCCAAUAAAUCCAAGCAGAGUUUUCUAAUUUGCAUCAA
Molecule: messenger RNA, 2638 nt
Organism: Brassica rapa (field mustard)
Lineage: Eukaryota; Viridiplantae; Streptophyta; Magnoliopsida; Brassicales; Brassicaceae
Product: sugar transport protein 9
Biological process (GO): monosaccharide transmembrane transport
Cellular component (GO): membrane
Molecular function (GO): monosaccharide transmembrane transporter activity
Source: RefSeq, a predicted model, not a curated record